UUGUUUUCCUCCGUCGUCGCAGCGCGCGCGUCCAGCCCAGCGAGCAGAGAGGGACCAGCGAGCACAGUUGUCUGUUUUAAGUACCGCUAGAGCAGGAAGAUGGCCGACAAGAUGGAUAUGUCUUUAGACGACAUUAUCAAACAGAACAGGCAGAGAGGUGGAGGCAGAGGCGGCAGAGGACGAGGCCGCGGAGGCUUCGGCGGCGGCGCUCGCGGAGGCGCAGGGCGUCUCGGAGGCGGCGGAUUCGGAGGCCGAGGCGGUGGAUCCGGCCCCAUGAGGAGCCGCCAGAACCUGAGCCGCGCUCGAGGCAGACCGACGCCAUACAGCAGGCCCAAACAACUACCGGACAAAUGGCAGCAUGACAUGUUCGACAAUGGCUUCAGUGGCUUCAACGGAGCUGCUGGCGGUGGCAGCGGCGCUGGCGUGGAAACUGGAGGGAAGCUCCUCGUCUCAAAUCUGGACUUUGGCGUUUCAGAUGCAGACAUUCAGGAACUGUUUGCGGAGUUCGGAACGCUGAAGAAGGCGGCAGUGCAUUAUGACCGGUCUGGCAGGAGUUUAGGGACGGCAGAUGUCCACUUUGAACGGCGAGCAGAUGCCCUCAAGGCGAUGAAACAGUAUAACGGGAUCCCUCUCGACGGGCGACCCAUGAGCAUCCAGCUGGUCACGUCACAGAUCGACACACAGAGACGACCGAUGCAGGGGUUGAACAGAGGAGGCAUGAUCAGAGGUCGUGGUUUUGGGGGAAUGCAGAGGGGUCGAGGUGGAGGACGUGGUGUUGGUGGCCCCAGAGGACGGGGCCGCGGUGGCCGAGGGGGGGCCACCAAGCAGCAGCUUUCAGCAGAGGAACUUGACGCCCAACUAGAUGCAUACAAUGCCAGGAUGGACACCAGCUAGGAGCAGCUGGUGCUCAUGCAUCCCUUUGUCUGAAGAGAAGAAAGGUUGUUACAGAUGACAAAACGUUUUACACAACUGUCUCCCAAUGAUUGAAAUGGCUUUGUCCGCUUUUAAAUGCUCCGAGUGUUUUUUACCAGUAUUUUUUUUCCCCUUUUCUGAAAAAAAUUGGCUGUAGGUUCUGUGGCUGUCAGAGGCCAUCAAGUUUGUUCCUUCACAUUUGUGCUAAAUGAAACUUGUAAUAAAACCUACAGUGUAUAUCGGC
Messenger RNA from Synchiropus splendidus (mandarinfish), 1156 nucleotides. It is a transcript of the gene alyref, whose product is annotated as Aly/REF export factor. NCBI's taxonomy places the organism in Eukaryota, Metazoa, Chordata, Actinopteri, Syngnathiformes, Callionymidae. Gene Ontology annotation, cellular component: nucleus. The record is from RefSeq and is a predicted model, not a curated record. Gene Ontology annotation, biological process: mRNA export from nucleus. The transcript is spliced from 6 exons. Gene Ontology annotation, molecular function: mRNA binding. The coding region runs from base 100 to 894 and encodes 264 amino acids.